This is a messenger RNA of Cydia strobilella, 3599 nucleotides long. RefSeq lists its product as uncharacterized. Bases 1 to 3531 code for a protein of 1176 amino acids. Gene Ontology annotation, cellular component: cytoplasm; plasma membrane; dendritic spine. The transcript has 22 exons. The record is from RefSeq and is a predicted model, not a curated record. Gene Ontology annotation, molecular function: protein binding. Gene Ontology annotation, biological process: chemical synaptic transmission. NCBI's taxonomy places the organism in Eukaryota, Metazoa, Arthropoda, Insecta, Lepidoptera, Tortricidae.
AUGAGCGCGACGCGGGAUGCGGGGGACUCCACGCCAGGCUCCGACGUCACGCGGCUGUUCCCCAAGUGCCGGCCGAGGAUGCACCGGCACGACAGGUUGAACUCCGGUCUGGAGGGCCGGGAACACAGCAUCAACAACGUUUCCUCGGACGAAGAGCGCGAGAGCCAACUGGUCAUACUCAACUCCAAGGGGAGCGCCUACAAACUUAGAGACUCCAGGAUAAUAGAAAUAGCAGGCGGCCGAGAGCUCUACUCGCAGAGUCGAACCAAAGCGGUUCGGAAGCUAAGACACAGCAACACACACAAACAUAACCUUCGGAACAAGGUGCGCUCUCUGGGCAAGGACACACUCGACUAUUCGGACAAUCUUAGUAACGAGAUAUCCUUGCACAGGCUAAACAAUGAGCCUAAAAAAAUGAUAUCACGGCACACGUCACCGACAUACACAAAUGGGGACCGUGAACCCAUCAUAGAAGAGACGAUGGGGAUUCCCAAAAACAGUUCGCCAAUUCUAGACCCCCAUAAAACGAAUGACGCGAGCACUAAGACUAGCCCCAUAGCGGUCGUUGCGGACGGAGAGGUCGUCGUUUUUGACGAUAACGAGGACUGGAAAGUGAUAUUGAAUUCUGUGUCCCUAGGUCUUCGGAUGGACCCGGAUGCUAGUGAUCACGAGAUCGAUAUGAGUGUAAAAAGAACUUUAGACAAUAUGAAAAACGGUGACAGUGAUGUGAUGAACAAUAAAAGUGAGUUAAGUGAGAGUGAGUCGAGUCCUGGGGAGGAAAGGAGUGAUGCAAGCCCUUCUGGUGUUUGGAUGUCAGAGGAUGAAGAUAAGGGGAGGGUUACAAGGGUGAUUGGGGAGCUGCCUAUAGCAGAAUAUGAGGGGUCACCGCGGAGAUAUGGCAUUGGCAGUCAAAAACAGACUGUCAGGUCGCCGAGGCCCGGAUUUCCGCAGCGCAUAGUGACAGAGAGCAGAGACGUAACGCCGCCAUCAGGGUCAGCAGCAUUCGACUACCUGUACGAGUUCUCCGAGACACGGAAGGUUCUCGAAGAGUUCUUCAGGUGUCCCGCGGUAGCUGGCCAUACGCAGCUCAACAGCAACGAUGAGAUUGUUAACUUUCAGGAGUUAGAUUACGAGCUCCGCCGUCAAACGCAAGACUGUCCGUCGGAGAACGGAGUUGAGGGGAGCGACGCGGAGUGGCCGCACACAGACACGCUGGACUCACCACACACGGCGCACAACCACACCAACUUCCUAGGAUUACAGCAACAACGCGAGUGCUACGGCGAGCCCAACGUAGCGGCCCUCCGGGUCGGAUCAGCGUGGAGCGGCUCCGCGUCCCCCGCCGCCCCGCCGCCCCGCACCCGUGCUCCACUCGCCUUGUCUCCUGAAACAAGCGACGAGGGUAGUGAUCUCUCGCUCAUCAUCAUGGAAAACGAGCUGAGCGAGAUGAAAGGUAAGAAUGCCUGUGUGACAACCUACUGGUCGACGAAGUGGCUCUAUGCGCUCGCACUUUUAUCUGGGACAAGUGACGUGGAUAGCGACCUCUCGCUCAUCAUCAUGGAGAACGAGCUACGCGAGAUGAAAGUUCAAAUGGACGCAAGUCGCGUGGUGGUGACGCACCUGCCCAUCGUGGAGGACGGACUGUCGUCUGGCCACGCCUCAGACAAUGACAAUAAUAACCAACUGCCGACCUUACAACAGGGGCAUUCUUCAGUGAUAAUUGAGGAGAUUGUGGAGAACGGAACCAGCGCGGAGGCUCACGUGCUUUCUGACGCCGACCUACACUCGUUGGAUCCUCUAGCGUGCAGCGAAGUGUCCCCGCCGCCGCCCGCGCCGGCGCCGCACCGCCCCGCCGACGAGCCCGAGCGCGCGCCGCACCAGCCGCACCAGCCGCACCAGCCACACCAGCCGCACCAGCCACACCAGCCACACACGCCACAUGUAGCGCACGACGAUUAUCCCAAUAGUAGGAAAAGGCCCUCAUCAGCGCAGAGUACAGACUCCGUGGAAAUCAAACCUGCGAGUGGAGAUGAAGAUGAAGCGGACACGGACCUGGAGACUGACAGACUAUUAGGGCAGCAGAGGACGGACGACCAGGGAUUCUUCGACGAUAAGGGAUGGCGCAAACCGAAAUCACGUACAGUGAUGCCAGCGGGCAGCGUCUCCGGCGGCGCGCGGUCUCCUCCACACGACGAUCAGGAUGAAACACAUCAUAAUGGGAAGGAUAAAGAUGGAAAAAAGAAAAGCAAAAAUAAAGAAGACAUGCGUUCAGUUCUCAUCGAAGGCGUAUUAUUCCGAGCGCGUUACCUCGGCUCAACCCAACUGGCUUGCGAAGGACAGCCAACUAAAGCCACCAGGAUGCUCCAGGCCGAAGAGGCUGUCUCCAGAAUCAAGUGGGGCUGCGAGGGCCCGUACUCCGGCGUGUACGCGGCGCCGGCCGCCGUGUUCCGGCUCACUUUCCUGGGCUCGGUCGAGGUGGAGGAGGACAAGCGGCGACGGAAACGCCUCAAGAAGAACAUGGUUGAGGAGGCGGUCAAUAAGAUUAAGGCUCCCGAAGGUGAAAACCAGCCAAGCACAGAAGUAGAUCUCUUUAUAUCGACGGAGAAAAUCAUGGUCCUGAACACAGAACUAAAAGAAAUCAUGAUGGACCACGCGCUCCGGACCAUUUCGUACAUCGCUGAUAUAGGGGACCUGGUGGUUCUCAUGGCUAGGAGAAGGUUUGUGCCGCACGAGACGGAUUCUGAUCAACCGAAAUUGAACAGGACGCCCAAGAUGAUAUGCCACGUUUUUGAGAGUGAAGAGGCGCAAUUCAUAGCACAAUCCAUCGGCCAAGCGUUCCAAGUGGCAUACAUGGAGUUCCUGAAAGCGAACGGGAUCGAGGACCACAGCUUCGUCAAAGAAAUGGACUAUCAGGAAGUCCUGAACAGCCAGGAGAUCUUUGGAGAUGAAUUACAGAUGUUCGCCAAGAAGGAGCUGCAGAAGGAGGUGGUGGUGCCGAAGACGAAGGGCGAGAUUCUGGGGGUGGUGGUGGUGGAGUCGGGGUGGGGUUCCAUGUUGCCGACGGUGGUGAUCGCUAAUUUGGCACCAGCGGGUGCGGCGGCGAGGUGUGGGCAGCUCAAUAUAGGUGAUCAAAUAAUCGCAAUAAACGGCGUGAGCCUAGUCGGACUACCGCUAUCAACGUGUCAGACGUACAUAAAGAACUCCAAGAACCAAACGGUGGUGAAGCUGACGGUGGUGCCGUGUGCGCCCGUGGUGGAGGUCAAGAUUAAACGGCCUGACACCAAGUAUCAGCUCGGGUUCAGCGUGCAGAAUGGAGUGAUAUGCAGCUUACUCCGUGGCGGCAUCGCCGAGCGCGGCGGCGUGCGCGUCGGUCACCGCAUCAUCGAGAUCAACUCGCAGAGCGUCGUCGCCGUUCCGCACGAGCGCAUCGUCAACCUGCUGGCGACAUCUGUGGGCGAGAUCCUAAUGAAAACGAUGCCGACCUCCAUGUUCCGGCUGCUGACGGGCCAGGAAAACCCCGUGUUCAUAUAAGCGCCGCCGCGCGACACAAGUGCCUGCUUACGAUAUUACACGCCGAUUUAAAGCCCCCUCCACACUCG